AUGUCAGCCGAAGAAAUAAACACCCUCCUCACCCUGCAAGCCGUGCGCACCAAAGCCCACCGCGUCUUCGAUCUCGCCAAGAGAAACGCCCUCAACCACUUCGACUACCACCCAGACCGACUCGACGCGACAGUCGACUACGUGAUUAGCAUAAUCAAGCGCGACUACGGCCCAGAUAACUACACCGCUAUCCCCCCGCACGGCCGCUGGCAGCACUUCGAGACCGGAUCCGUCCCGCGCAUAAACAACCUGUUGAAGGAAUGGGAUGCGCGCGGAUACGAUUCCCUCGAGAAGGUCCGCAGACUGGUUGAUCUGUUCUUUGUUUCGGUGCUGCUGGAUGCUGGGGCGGGCGAUACAUGGCGGUUUACAGAGCCCGGAAGUGGGGAUGUUUAUACCCGGAGUGAAGGGAUUGCAGUUGCUAGUUUGUAUAUGUUUCUGAAUGGGGAUUUCUCGGGAGACGGCGGACAGAGGGCCGAUGUUGUUACUGGUCAAGCCCUGAAGAAUUUCUCUGUCUCGGCGUUAUCAAAAGGAUUCCAGAUCGACGAAGCAAAUCCCCUUGUGGGCGCCAGUGCAAGAGUCGAAAUCCUGCAACGGCUGGGGGCGUCUUUGUUGGGGAACGAAGACGUUUUUGGGCCGCAGGGAAGACCGGGAGGAAUUGUUGACUAUCUGACCCGCAACGGGAGCGAGAACCUCGACUAUCCCGAGCUCUGGGGUGUCCUUCAACGGCUGCUUAUCCCGAUCUGGCCGUCAGACAGGACAAAAGUAGCUGGGAAGCCCGUUGGCGAUGCCUGGCCUUUGAGUGUGCUCAGCAAGCAUGAAGGAACGGCCACGGAAGCCGUUGCGACGGGAAGCAUCGCGCCAUUCCACAAGCUGACCCAGUGGCUUGCAUAUUCGCUCAAGGUCCCCUUCGAACGGCUACUCGGGACGACGUGGACAAACGCACAGCUGGGCACGGGUCUUCCUGAGUACCGAAACGGUGGGCUAUUCGUCGACAUGGGGGUGAUCACACUGAAACCCGAGGCGUUGGAACGGGGUCAGCGGGACGCUGGCGGCGGGAAAUUACCGUGUUUUGGCGCAGGUGACGAAGAGAUUGUCGAGUGGAGGGCCAUGACGGUUGCGCUGUUGGACGAGGUGCACGCACGGAUUUCGCAGAGUGGGGACUUUGGCGAUGUGAGGCUUUCAUUGCCGCAGGUGCUCGAGGCAGGAUCGUGGAAGGCAGGCAGGGAGAUUGCAGCAGAGAAACGGCCAGAGACCAAGUCGAGUCCGAUUCUGAACUCGGGGGAUGGGACGUUGUUUUGA
Aspergillus puulaauensis is the source of this 1299-nucleotide messenger RNA. Its product is annotated as URC4/urg3 family protein. Bases 1 to 1299 code for a protein of 432 amino acids. The record is from RefSeq and is a predicted model, not a curated record. NCBI's taxonomy places the organism in Eukaryota, Fungi, Ascomycota, Eurotiomycetes, Eurotiales, Aspergillaceae. The transcript has 4 exons.